AAAUUGAAGUGAAAAUGCCAGAGCUAAAUUGAAUGUUUGUUAUUGUUUAAUAAUUGUAAUAUAUUUUUAAAACUAAAAUUAGAAAGAUGUUUCGUAAUUUAUACAAGCAAAGUGGGAAAGUCAUAACCGAAUUACAAGAAGAAAGGCGUAGAAAAUUGUUGGAAGAGCAGAAACGCAAUCGGUUGCUAUUACAUGACUUAAAACGUGGUAUAGAUUUUUCGGAUGAACACAAGAAGGAAACAAAACAAUCCGCUUCAGUUAAUAAAAGCUCUAGAGCAUUGCAAAAUGCAGAUGGUACGGAGUAUUCCCUACAGUUAUCUGAAUGGUUACGAGAGCGUCCCGAGAAUAUAGAUGAUUGGAUUUUGGUGCCAUGCCCAAAAGGGCAACGUUGUUUAGUUGUGACAUAUAGUGGGCGCACUGAAAUGUAUACUAAAGCUGGUCGUCGGCGUAUGUAUUUUCCUAGUUUAUUACCUGGUGGCAGUGGUCCACGUGGUAGUAAAAUGAGCACAAUACUGGAUUGUGUUUAUUCAGCUGAUGAGGAUACAUUUUAUGUAUUGGAUGCACUGGUUUAUGGCAAUCAAGAGUUGGUUCAUUGUGAAGCACAGUUUCGUUUCUUUUGGUUACGUUCGAAAUUCGAAGAGUGCCCUGAACUUUGUGUUGCUAAUUCAUGUAACAAGAAAUCAUUUAAAUACCUGCCGCGCUAUGAUUUUGAAAAUGGUGCUGACAUUUCAGAAGCUUUUCAACGGUAUCCUUUUUGGUCAGAAAAUGUACCUCGAUUAGAUGGUUGGUUGUUUUAUCACAAAGAGUCCAGUUAUACCUACGGUACUACGCCUUUAGUCGGUUGGCUGUUUGCAUUUAUGGUCCCCGAUAUACUUGGAAUUGAAGUAAACGAAAAUUACGAACGUCCCAUGGACUAUAGCGAUCCAAUAAAUUAUAUGGAUGACUUUGAUGCCAAAUUAGCAGGUAUAAAACAAAAACAUUCAACUAAGAGCUCUUAUACCAAAGGAAGUGACUCUCUUGACACAAUUGAAAUUGACGAUGAGGAAAAUAUGGAUGAAGGUGACAAUGCGGAAUUAUUAAAAGUGCUUAAUGAGGAACGUAAAUUAGAAAUCGGUGAACCAUAUUACCGUCUUCAUGUAUGCGAAGAAGAAUUGCUCCAAUAGCAAUUUAUUUA
Messenger RNA from Bactrocera latifrons, 1174 nucleotides. It is a transcript of the gene Snup, whose product is annotated as snurportin-1. Bases 87 to 1163 code for a protein of 358 amino acids. Gene Ontology annotation, biological process: snRNA import into nucleus. Lineage: Eukaryota; Metazoa; Arthropoda; Insecta; Diptera; Tephritidae. The record is from RefSeq and is a predicted model, not a curated record. Gene Ontology annotation, cellular component: nucleus; cytoplasm. The transcript has a single exon.